This is a messenger RNA of Ostrinia furnacalis (Asian corn borer), 2057 nucleotides long. Its product is annotated as glutamate receptor ionotropic, kainate 2. Gene Ontology annotation, cellular component: membrane. Gene Ontology annotation, molecular function: ligand-gated monoatomic ion channel activity. NCBI's taxonomy places the organism in Eukaryota, Metazoa, Arthropoda, Insecta, Lepidoptera, Crambidae. The transcript is spliced from 14 exons. The record is from RefSeq and is a predicted model, not a curated record. Bases 69 to 1898 code for a protein of 609 amino acids.
GCUCAAUUACUUGCAAAUUGUGUUUUUAAAGUUUUCAUUACACCAUCGAAGUUUGAAGAAUUGACAUCAUGAGGUCUGUUUUGGUUUUCAUGAUAAUCAUAAAAGUGGUGAUCGGAAAAGAUGAUUUUACGAUCAAUUUCAUAAAAAGUUUUAUAGAAAAUGAAAGGAAACCAACCCACCUUAUUUACAAUGGCCUUUGCUGGGGAAAAAAAAUGGAAUUAAACUUAGUCAGCGAAUUAUUUAAUUAUGGGGUAAGAUGCUCUUCAUCUAAUCUGCCCCGAUCCACGAACCAGGAUCAUGACUUGAUGUUCCUUGUCGACUUGGACUGCCCUGAUUCUGAAGAGGUUCUAAGAAACGCAUCGUCAAAUAACCUGUUUAGAUUCCCUUUCCGUUGGUUGGUACUGUCCAAGGCAGGGUUAAUGGAUCAUAGAAACGCUACCUUGUGGAAGUGCCCAGUGUUGAUAAGCAGUGACUUGGUGCUUGCAGAGGAGAAUGAAAAAGAAUUCGUUUUGACCGAGUUAUACAGGUCGUCACCGGACGGUCCAAUGUUGUCCUCCCCAAGAGGAAAAUACAACGGGGCCUUCUUAGACUCCAGACCCCACCGAGAGCUGUUCCGUAGAAGACGGGACCUGAUGGGCCACGCGCUAGUCAUGGCCAACGUGAUACAAGACAGCAACUCGACCAAGGAACACUUGCUGAAGGAGGAUAGACUGGAGCUCCAGAACGACGCUGCAGUCAAGAUCUGCUGGAUCGCUGCGAGGCACGCCUUCGAGAUGCUGAACGCGACCCGCCGACAUAUCUUCAGCUACCGCUGGGGCUACAAAGUGAACGGCGAGUGGUCCGGCAUGAUCCAGGACAUCAAGUCAAAUAGGGCUGAUUUAGCUACCAACUGCGUGCUAUAUUCCGAACGCCUAGACGUGGUGACUUUCACGGACAUGGUAGCACCACUCCGCAUGAGGUUCGUGUUUCGCCAGCCACCUCUCGCCUACGUGUCUAAUAUCUUCUCUUUGCCUUUCUCGUCCAACGUGUGGGUUGCCAUCGCUGUGUGCACAGCAGCUUCUACCCUCACUUUGUGCUUGACGAGCCAUUGGGAGACCAAAGUGGAAAAGAAUCCAACACAGCUAGACGGUAGUAUAAGUGAUGCUUUACUCUUGACCCUGAGCGCCGUCGCUCAGCAGGGAUGCUUUGUGGAACCUAAGAGAGCUCCAGGUCGUAUUCUGGAAUGGUUCCUGUUCACGGCGCUCAUGGCUCUGUACGCGGCAUACUCGGCCAACAUCGUGGUGCUGCUACAAGCGCCUUCCAACUCCAUCAAGAGCCUGUCACAGCUGGCUGCCUCCAAGAUCACCCUGGCUGCGAAUGACGUGGACUACAGCCGCUUUGUGCUGAGCCCAUACAAGGAUCCAACACAUGUACACAUUUAUCGAAGAAUCAUGCCUGAAGGUGAAAAGCCUAAUUUUUAUCACAUUCAUGAGGGCGUUGAGAAAAUCCGACAGGGGCUGUUCGCGUAUCACUCCAUCGUUGAGCCGGUGUACCGCCGAAUAGAAGAAACAUUUCUGGAGCAGGAGAAAUGCGAUCUAACCGAAGUAGACUUUGUCAACGGUUUCGACGCUUUCACACCUGUAAAGAAAGAUUCCCCGUACUUGGAAAUGUUGAGAGUUGUGUACAAACAGAUCCGUGAGGCAGGCGUGCAGGGCGCGCUGAUCAAGCGCUUCCUGGUUCCGAAGCCGCGCUGCGUUGGGGAGAUGUCAGCCUUCACCAGUGUGGGUCUCCUGGACAUCCAGCCGGUCCUGGUCUUCAUGGUGUACGGGUUGCUGCUGUCCGUCCUUAUAGCGAUUGGGGAAAUUGUGGUUCAUAAAGUAACAAAACGAUGCAGCAUCAAGAAGAUGAGGAAGCAAUAAAGAAUAAAAAUUGGAGAUUCCAUCUAUGCACGCUGAGAGUAGAAUUAAAGCACAUUUUUAGAAACAGCAAGAUAGUUUAUUUGUCUUGUCGGUAGGAACUUACAGUUAUGUAACUAUGAACUUCAUUGAUAAACAAAAUAAAUAUUUAAUUUAAAACGU